GUGAGUGAACUAUAACAUCCGAUAGGAUGGUCAAUGCAGUCAAAUAUAAAUACUAGCAUACACACACGUGUGUGUGUGUGUAUAUAUAUAUAUAUAUAUGUGUGUGUAUAUAUAUAUAUAUAUAUGUAUAUAUAUAUAUAUAUAUAUAUAUAUCCCCUCAAAAAUUGCCAGAGAGGUUAUAGAAGAGAUCAACGAGAGACAAGUGCUGAAAAAAAAUGAAAAAAUACGCAUGCGCACCACACGUACUUCCGCUUGGACCUUCAUUGCGGAAUAGUUUAUGUCCUUUGCGUGAAGUAUUGUCCAUCAACUGCUAAUAUUUAUAAUGAAUUUUUCGACUACCAGAUACACUCAUAUAUAACAACACUAUCCUUUAUGAAACAUUUUCAUGCUGUUGAUUAUGUGGGAAAUUAGAUUUGCAAAAAACAAAAAAAAAUCAAAUUGAGGGGAGGAGGAAGGCAAAGAAUAUCUGAUGUCAUUUGGGAUACCAAGAGAUAUAUGCUCCUUAUCUAUCAUCUUUUGAAGACUGAAGAAAAAUGUUAUACAGAAGAGAUAUAUAACACUGUUUAUAUAAAUCUUUGGCAGAAUUCCUUUGAACUCUUUGUUCUGAAAUGAAACCAUCACCAAAAUUAAUAUAUGUUUCUGACUGGAGUGCUAAAAGAUGAAUUUGUGUGCUAACGAAAAUUGCAUAAAUUUAUAUGAGGCAACACGGGACAGAAAUAUAACAGUGGAAGUAUUUGUAAGGAAUAAACUCAAAGAAUAGAAGCAAGAAAAAAAAAAAUAUUCAUUGUGAUUUAAGAAGAAAAAUAAUGGAAGAAAGUGAGAAACUUAAGGAUGUGGUUUUUCCUGAAGGCAUGAUAAAAGAGAAAAGUAAAUUGUCAUAUGACUGUGAUACCUGUAAAAAGUCAUUCUCACAAGCAGGUAACCUAAAUACUCAUAAAUGUAUUCAUACAAGGGAAAAGCCAUAUUGCUGUUAUAUCUGUGGUAAAUCAUUCACUGGAAGUAUUAAAUUAACUAGGCAUGUACGUAUCCAUACGGGGGAGAAGCCAUAUCAGUGUGAUAUAUGUGGUAAAUCAUUCUCUCAAAAUGAUGUGUUAACAACACACAAACGUAUUCAUACAGGUGAGAAGCCAUAUCACUGUGAUAUCUGUGGUAAGUCAUUCUCUCGAAGUUAUCAUGUAACUUCUCACAAGCGUAUUCAUACAGGAGAGAAGCCGUAUCGUUGUGAUAUCUGUGAUAAAUCAUUCUCUGUCAGCAGUAACUUAACUACUCACAAAUAUACUCACACAGGAGUGAAGCCAUUUCACUGUGAUGUCUGUGGUAAAUCAUUCUCUGCAAAUAGUCACUUAACUACUCACAAACGUAUUCAUUCAGGAGAGAAACCAUACCACUGUGAUAUUUGUGGUAAAUCAUUCUCUGGUAGUGGUGACUUCACAAAGCACAAACGUAUUCAUUCAGGAGAGAAGCCAUAUCACUGUGAUAUUUGUGGUAAAUCAUUCUCUGAAAGUUAUAAAGUAACUAAGCACAAACGUAUUCAUUCAGGAGAGAAGCCAUAUCACUGUGAUAUCUGUGGUAAGUCUUUCUCUCAAAGUUAUAACUUGACUAAACACAAACGUAUUCAUUCAAGAAUGAAAUCAUUUCACUGUGAUGUCUGUGGUAAAUCGUUCUCUUUAAGUAGUCACUUAGCUGAACACAAAAGUAUUCACACAGAGGAAAAGAGAUAUCUCUGUGAUAUCUGUGGUAAAUCAUUCUUCAAACGCCGUGCGUUAAAUAGACACAAACGUAUUCAUACUGGUGAGAAGCCAUUUCAUUGUGAUAUCUGUGGUAAAUCAUUCCGCAUAAGUAGUGACUAUACUAAACACAAGCGAAUUCACUCAGGAGAGAAGCCAUAUCACUGUGAUAUCUGUGGUAAAUCAUUCUCUCAAAGUAAUAAUUUAACAAAACACAAACAUAUUCAUACAGGAGAGAAACCAUAUCAUUGUGAUAUCUGUGGUAAAUCAUUUUCUCAAAGUCAUAACCUAAUUUCUCACAAACGUAUUCAUUCAGGAGAAAAGCCACAUCAUUGUGAUAUCUGUGGUAAAUCAUUCUCUGUAAUUAGUAACUUAACUUCUCACAAACGUAUUCACACAGGAGAAAAGCCCUCAAAUUAGCGACCCACUUAAACACAUAUGUAUUCAAACACGAAACAAGUCACAUCACUGUAACAUCUGUGAUAGAUCAUUCUCUGGAGGCUGUCAGUUAACUAAACAUGUAUCUAUUCAUAUUGAAGUGUAAUUGUAUCAAUAUGAAAAUUCAUAACGAUAACAGCCAAUAUUUUAAGCUUUAUCUAUUGUUGUGAUAGCUUUGUUGGUUUUAGCCUUACCAAGAACUAAGCUAUUCAUGGUAGCUGCCUUUUUCAGGCUGUCUUUUACAUCUGUUCAACUUUUUCUGAUGCCAACCCUUUUAGUUACCUCUCACAACAUGCAGGGACAUGAUUCACUACUAAAAUUCCGAUAUGAAAAAUGACCUGCAAAACACCCAUUGAUAACAGUCAAUGUAUUCAAACAGGAAAGGCAACACAACAGUGUCUGGUAAUGCCUCCUAACACUACAGUUUAUAAUAUCACUACAACUCUAUCUACACUGGUGAGAUAACUUACCUCUGUGAUAUUCUUAAUAAAAGUAAUUUCUUCCAGGUUUUGAACUGAAACUGUGUUGAAUCCAAUAUUUGGGAGGAGUCAUACUUAAUAAAGCAUAUAUAAACACACUCACUUGCUGUUAUCUAAUGUUUCACUUUUUUUUGCUAAAGCAGUUGAUGUUUGUUUAUCUUCUUAAAAGUAUUUUUUGCUACACUAAAUCUGUAAUGUUCUGAAUGGUGAGUGAGAAAUAAAUUUUGAUGUAACAUAAGCAAACAUCAACAGGUUUUGAUAAAAGAAAGGAUGUGAAAUGCAGACAACAAUCAGUGAGUGUUAUUAUAAACUUUAUUAUUAAUUAUGGCUCUUUCCAAAUUUGACUAAAGUUCUUUUCAAAAUAUUCCAUAUAACAUAUUUCUGGAAUUGAGAAAAGAUUGAUUUGAUAUUGUUGGUAAACUAUUGAGAAAUGUACUCUCUGAGAUCAAUUAUAUCAUCACUGUACAAUUGACAUGUUUGAUGAAGGAAGGGAAUAUACAACAAACUUUCAAUAAUUGCUUUUUCCAUCUUAAAUGUAUAUUUGAAAUCUUGUCUUCAUCGGUGCAAGAUAUAUAUCAUCAUCAUCGUUUAACGUCCGCUUUCCAUGCUGGCAUGGGUUGGACGGUUUGACUGGGGACUGGUGAGCCACAUGGCUGCACCAGGCUCCAAUCUGAUUUGGCAGAGUCUCUCCAGCUGGAUGCCCUUUCUCAUGCCAACCACUCCGAGAAUGUAACAGGUGCUUUUAUGUGCCACCGGCACGAGGGCCAGUCAGGCGGUACUAGCAACACCCUCGUUCAAAUGUUGUUUUCUACGUACCACCGGCACAAGUGCCAGUAAGGUGAUGCUGGUAACGAUUACGCUCGAAUGGUGCUUUUUAUGUGCCACUGGGACGGGGGCCAGUCAGCGGCCUGAGACGAUCACUCUCGGAUGGUGCUCUUAGCGCUCUACUAGCACAGAUGCCAGUCAUGCGGUGCUGUCAUUGAAUUUGAUUUCACUUGCCCCAACAGGUCUUCACAAGCAGAGUUUAGUGUCCAAUGAAAGAAAGGUACACCUAAGUGGGCUGGUUACACCACUGGCAUCGGCCACAGGUUAUGGUUUCACUUGGCUUGCCGGGUCUUCUCAAGCACAGCAUAUUUCCAAAGGUCUCGGUCAGAAGUCAUUACCUCGGUGAGGCCUUAUGUUCAGAGGUCGUACUUCACCACCUCAUCCUAGGUCUAUCUCUUCCACAGGUUCCCUCAACCGCUAGGGUGUGACACUUUUUCACACAGCUAUCCUCAUCCAUUCUCACCACAUGACCAUACCAGCGCAGUAGUCUCUCUUGCACACCACAUCUGAUGCUUCUUAGGUCCAACUUUUUUCUCAAGGCACUUAUACUGUCGAGUAUGCAUUUCACAUUACACUGACAUUACACAUCUAUAUAUAUAUAUAUAUAUAUAUAUAUAUAUAUCCUUAUUCACAUAGUUUUACAUUGAAAUUUAAUUAAGAAGCAAGGGAUGGGAUCAGAUGAUUUCAAGCAUUGUAGCGACAAAUAGCUGCCUGGUAAUUAAGUUUGUUUGGUAUGUAAUGAAUUUUUAUUGUUUUUAUUUGAUUUGUUGUGAAGUUAAAUUGGUCCUACAAAAUAUAUACAAUUUUCUGUCUAUAUAUUCAUGUUUAAAACGUAUUUCAUUAUUAUAUCUAUAAAACUAGUUAUAAAUUAAAAAGAUGUAAUAGGAAAAAUUCCAGUUGUCUUCUUGUUUAAUAUAUCAACACUUGUUAGAGACUAGUAGUUCACUUAAAUACAUAGUGAAAUGUGUAAAUAAAUCACUAAUUCACAAAAAAUAUGUUAAUGCAGCAAUAUUCUUUGGAAAACUUGGAAUGGCUUAUGUGGCAAAUUUGUAAAAUGUUGAAUAUUCUCUUCCUCCACCAAACGCAGUUAUUGUGUUAGCAAGAAAUACAGGAAUCACAGAAGAAAUAUCUCUUUCUAGUAUAUGCAUUGUCUACUACAGUCUGGUAUAUUGGUUUGCGUGAUGUGGGUGUGACAGAAAGGGUUAUGUUAAGUAAAGAAGGUUGAGGAGUUACGCAGGUAUAGGGUUAUAAAUCAUCUGACUACAGUAGAGUGAGCUUAAGAUGUAUGUGUUGGUAGUUAUCAAACGAAAGAAAUUAUUUAUUGUAACAAUGUGGAAUUAAGGUUUAAAAUUGUUAGUUUAAUGAAAGGUAUGCAUAAGGUUAGCAGUAGCAAAUGAGUAAAAACACAAAGAUCUUAAAUCUUGUACAUUGGCAGAGAAUAUCCAAAGUAGAAGCUAAAAUAUGCUAUGUGAUCACUAGAGAAGAAUAUUUAGUCAAACUUGUAAUUCCAAUUAAAAUAGAUAAUGAAAUUUAAAAUUAUGGAAUAGUACAGAGUUCAAAAGUGGUAAAUGUAAAAUAGAGGAAGUGAAUAAAGAUGUCAGAUAGGUACAUAGAAAAAUAUUCAUAAGAAGAGGUGACUAAUAAGGUGGAGCUUAAUAAAGUAUAAGAGGUACAUCUACUUUAUGCAGGUGAGACAUGUUGAGAGAUUCAGAGCACUACAUUUAGAUUUGUGAUAAAAUUGGAACAUCUUAAAGAAUCUGUGGACACAGAUGGUAAAUGCUUCGUUGCGUUUAUUUAAUAAUAAUAGUGAAUCAAGUAAUAGAAUUUGUUAAUAUUUUGUUAAACAUAACCAACAUGGGUAAUUUUUGUCCUGGUAUGGAACACCAAUAUCUAUGAUACACCAAAUGAUAUUAUAUGGUACAUUGUUUUUCUUAAGGUUCUGUAUGUGGUUAACUAGUGAGAUAGAUUUAUUGUGUUUAUCAGAUUUAAAGAAACUCAGGUGGGCUUAGUAUCAGCACUUAAAAUUGACCAUGCCCUCAGUAAUAGAGUUUUGUUGUAUGCUAAAGGUGCACUUAAAAAGAAUGUUGAAUUAUCUGCAGUUGCUAUGUAGUGGUCCUGGGUAUGACUGUAAACUGCAUCUGGUACUGGGGCCCUGGUUCAGAGUUUUGAGGAGUGUGGAACCACCUCUUAGCCACUAUUGUUCCCAGGUCUACUCUGACCCGGAGUAGUAGCACCUGUAAGGGUCCCAGCUAUUGGUUAACUAGCAUAUCAUGGAAUUGCUUUGGAAAGAAGGUCACUGACAGACGCACCAAUAGAGAAGAGACCAUUCAACUCUUUAGAAUCCUGAAAAGCACUGGGCUUGUGGUGGUUGUUGCACCAAGUUAAUACAAGUUUGAUGAACGAGGGGGAAGGGACUGGCUGUGCACAAACCAUGCCCACUAUUAUAAUAUUUGUCAUGCAAGUUGUUCAACAAACCAAGGUAGCAACAUUAUCACACUUUCUUCAAAAUCCGGUGGUGAUAGGGAAAGAAGCCACAAGGACAAGUUGAGAGUGCUACUGGACAUCUUUAGCUUUGACUCUGCAAAUAGAUGGCCAAAGGACGAUGGUUUUCUGUGUUUUGCUGAACCCUUUUUGGUCAAAGCAACAAUAGAGUCCAUACAUAUAAACAAGAUGAGCUUCUUUCAGUUUCCAUCUGUCAAAAAGCUUGGCAGCCCAAGGUAUAAGUAGAAGACACCUAGGGUGCUAUGCAGUGGGACUGAACUUGAAACCUUCUGUUGAAAGCAAACCACAGCCUCCCCUGCACCUAUAGCAGAACAUCUUUUCAAAUACCAAUCACCAGCAUUUUGAACUCUUUGCACAAGUCUUUGAAUUCAACAUUGUCCAUCUUCUUCUCUGAAUUCUUCUUUAAUAGCAUCAUCUUUCAGGCAAGUCACAACAUCUUUGGAAUGGUCAAACCAAUGAAUCUUAUUUUCAGUUUUAUAACAAACUUACUUUACAUUUGUAUGAACGAGAUGAUGGUCAGUCCAGUAUUCAGCUCCCCACAUAAUGAGGACACCACACACAUCAUGAACUUCACACCUAACAAAUAUGAACAAAUUCAAUUCUAUACCACUGCUUCAAGCCUUAACACAUCUAGGUUGUUUUCUAUUUAUCUGCUUUCUGGUACAUGGUGUUUGCCAUGCACAACUCCAGCUCCCAGUAUAUUUGCAACAGUAAUAAGCCAUUACUUUCUAAAGUAUGCCUAGGUUUGGUAAUCCUUGCCAACUCCGGCACUGAAGACAGUAAGUAUAACAAUAUUAUCGGCACAAGGAAUUUUGCAAACAAACUUCUUUAAUGAAAUAUAAAAAAUGCUAGAUUUUCAUCUUCAGAGGAACCUCUGGUUGGAGAGUAGACACUCACUAGAGUAACAAAUUUGUUGUUUAACAAUGGCAUCAUCAUUAACAUGGCUGCUCUUAGAACUUAUAAACUAUGAAAUUCUUUACUGCAACUGCUACAUCAAGCUUUCCUCUUGCACCCUUCAAUUGUUGUUCCUUUAAAAGGUUUAACCACCACAUUAUUCUGUAACGUGACCCCUCUUCAGAGAUUCUUGUUUUAAACAACACCAUUACAGCCAUGUUAUAUAGAUGCAGCUCCUAUGCUACAAAGACUGGUCUUCUUUCAGGCCACAUUGAAGAGGAGUUUACCAUCAUCGUUUAACGUCUGCUUUCCAUGCUAGCAUGGGUUGGUCUAUUUGACUGACAACUGGUGGACCAGGAGGCGCCACCAGGCUCCAAUCUCAUUUGGCAGAUUUGUAAUGUAAUAUUCAAGCAAUCAAUAUUUAAAUGUCUGAAUAUUCUUGAAGUAGCAAGGUGAUGGCUGGGUUUAGCCUGCAAUGCCCAAGUUUGCCUAGUGUCUUUCACUAUCUGUUCCUGAGCCCUUUUUGCAUUAUUACUCUGUAAGGGAAGAGUUAUUAAAUUAACAAAAAAUAAUGGUACUCAUUGGUGAAUCUUAGCAUUGAGUUGCUCAGUCAACAUCAGCUGCUUGGGGAAGAAAAAUUAACACACUUGUCCAAGAUUGAAUGUGUGUUUAUAGGUUUUAUCAAUUAUAAUUCCUUUCCAAUAUAACAAUAGUCUCAGAUCAGAACUCUUGCACAAUUCAAAAUCUGAAACAAAUUGCUUGUAUUAAAUGUCACAAAGGUGUAUUAUUUCACCAAUGUAGAUGUUUUUGGUACGAUAUAAACUAGAGUUUUGGGAGGCUGUUGUUACAAAUGUUUCUCCUUGCCUUUGUGAAUGCAUUUACUAUUGCUAUUUUUAAUGGAAGGAAUUAUGACUAGACCAUAUCUCUGCAUACUGUAAGAGGUUACUAACAGGUUAUGGCAUUAAGAAAGGGCAGCCUGCUGUGAUUGACACCCUAAAAAAGUGAGCCACAAUGAUUGGCAUAGUUAUUGCCAUGGCCCCCAAGUCCACUAGGCUAACACCCAAAUUUAGGUGGAGUUUAAGGUGUAUGUUAUGAAUUUUCUCAUUCAUAAAGACACUGCUAUAUAAAUUCAUCCAUGUCUAUUUAAGACAGUAUUUUGAGAAGAUGACUUUUUCCAGAUUUGACGGUCAUAUGGCAACUUAUCUCUUUUAUCAGAUCUUAAGGAAAACUCAAUUCUUUAAAGUUUCUUCUUUCCACAAUUUUCCUUUUCAUAUCAUAUAUAUAUAUUUUUUGUUAUAGUUUAUUUCUGCUGAGUAUGUCUUUUUAAACAACACUUUUACAAGUUUGUUCAAUCAUUACAGAAGCUCCUCUUAUAGAUACCUGGGUCAUUGAUGUUCAGAAAUUUAGCUAAUAGUCUUAGUUCGGAGGAAAUAUUUCACAGGAAUUCUACCAUAGAUUCAUAGAAACAGUGUUAUAUGUCUGUUCUGUAUAAUAUUUUCCUUUAGUAUUUAGAAAAUGAUUUACUGAGGACAUAUUUUCAGUUAUGGCAAUGUCAUCUGAUAUUCUGAAAUAAUGAAGGAAGAAAACAGCUUCUAAUAAAUACAAAUUCAAAAGUGGAAGAUUUAUUGUAUUUCUUUAGAGAAAAACAUUUACCUGAACUUUUUCAUUUAUCAAAGUUCAGGUUACAGAAACUUGGGUGAAUCAGACAUAUUUGUUAACUACAGCUACACUUCCAUAUUGUGUAACAUUAUAUAUGCCAGGAUGAGUGGAGAGUUUUUUUAAAUUUCAAGUUAUAAUUAAUAGCCCUAACAAAUUACAUGCAAAAAGCAUUUAUUUGGCAAAAUAUAUCCCAUAUUCUAUUGUCUGUUGCUAUUGUUCCACACUUGGGUUGUAAUCUGUUGAUGCAAGAACUGGGGUUCCAGCCCCUCAAAUUUGCACCUAACUUGAAUGUUAGGGGAUUGUCAUGUAGGAGUGCAUGUCUUCAAUUGACCAAUGCCGAGUAGCAGGCUUUCAAAGCAUCUUGUACUGCAGCUGAGACAAACUCAAAGUGCAACAUCCCCUCAACCUGUUCAAACCACUCUUCUUUGACAACAGAUUCUGGAAUGAAGUGACUGAUUUCUCUUAUUAGGAUUAUGAAAAUAGAUUCAUUUUUCAUCUCCAGUUACAAUUCAGUUGCAAAAACAGGCAUCUCAAGAAUUUGUUAGCAAAUGUUCAUAUGUUGAGCCUGGUCAUUGGUCAGUUCAUAAGGAACUUCUUGACAGCAUCUGUUCACAAGACUGAACUUGUAGAGGUGUCAGCUAAUAGUGCUUUGUGAAGAAUUAAAUUCUGCUAACAAUAACAUAGGCGUAGGAGUGGCUGUGUGGUAAGUAGCUUGCUUACCAACCACAUGGUUCCGGGUUCAGUCCCACUGCGUGCCACCUUGGGCAAGUGUCUUCUACUAUAGCCUCAGGCCGACCAAAGCCUUGUGAGUGGAUUUGGUAGACGGAAACUGAAAGAAGCCCGUCGUAUAUAUAUGUAUAUAUAUAUGUGUGUCUGUGUUUGUCCCCCAACAUCGUUUGACAACCGAUGCUGGUGUGUUUACGUCCCUGUAACUUAGCGGUUCGGCAAAAGAGACCGAUAGAAUAAGUACUAGGCAUCCAAAGAAUAAGUCCUGGGGUCGAUUUGCCCGACUAAAGGUGGUGCUCCAGCAUGGCCGCAGUCAAAUGACUGAAACAAGUAAAAGAGUAAAAGAGAAUACAGGUGCUUGAAUGUUGAACCAUUUCAAGCAAGGUCUCAUCUUGUGUUUGAGGCUGGGGUCACCUUUCUUAAAACAUCUGGACCAGUUUUGUGCCACAUGUUCAUUGACAGUUUCUCAGCCUUCCACAUCGUUAAUUUCUUUUACUGCUGCCCUUACACUCACUCUUUUUCCUACAGGUAGUGCAAAAUGGCUCUAAUUGCAAUUUUUUCACCUCUCAUUAUUAAAGUUCUAAAACAAAGAAUGAACAAUUCAGCAAUGAUUGGACAAGUUAUAUCAAAUGAAUGAUAUACAAGUUGCCAAAAAUAUCAGUGGAAAUCUGAAAAGACUUUUGACUCUGCCUGGUAUCAAACCAGAGAAUAUAAUGUACAGCAGCAUUCUUCUCUCUCCAGAAAUAUAAUUUGAAUUUGUUGUUCAGCUCCAAGUCAACUCUGAGCAGACGUAUUAAAAACAUUCCAUUCAUGAACAUCCUGUCUUUGUAGGAUUGUAUGUCUAGGGCUACAGAUUUAAAAUUGGUGCUCAAUUUUUAAAAGGCAAAGGAAAAAUUUGAAAUAUGUGGCUGUUAUUUCUUCUAGGUCCUGUGAGAGCUAUGAUAAGAACCAGGUUGUUUUCAUAGGUUCUACAGUUUUUAUUACAAUUCGAAAAUAAACAUUGACAAACAAAGAAAAGACAAGUGUAGGAAAGAAAAAAACAUUAACAAAAAAUAUAAGAGGCAUGUCUUCAUAAGUUUGCUACCCAGAUGUAAUUUUAGGUUCAGUCCAAAAAUACAGUGCAUUUAGCAAGUGUCUUCUACUAAAGCAACAGUGAGUGGAUUGCAUAGGUGAAAACUGUUAGUGUUGUGUGGGUGUGUUCUCGUUUUGAUAUCAUAUGUUGGAUCAACCUGUCAUUUGUCUACUAUCUUCAUUGGAAACCAGUGAGGGUUGAUGAUAGAAAGGGCAUGUGACCACAAUAAUUCUUCUUAAAUCUUGUCUGACCCAAGCAAGCAUAGAAAAGGGAAUGUUUAAAUGAUGAUAAUGAUAACAGUUGUUUGUUCUUCAUGACUUGGCCUUUCUUAGCAGGUUCUUCUUUUGCAGAACAUUAUCAUCGUUUUAACACAAACCUGUUUCAUAGCAAAGUAAUGGUUUUGGUUGACUGUUAGGUGACUAUUGGCCAGCCCAAGGUUAUAAUAGCAGACACUUGUCCAAGAUGCAUUGCAGAGGGACGAAACCCAAAACUUGCUUUGGAGGCACACUUUCUCGUUACCCAACCAUUCAACCCAGUUAAAUGCUCAUAUUUAUUAUUUAAUUUUUAUGAAAUCAAUUAUUUAAUGCUAAUUGCAACAUCUUUGAGUGUGUGUAUAUGAAAUUGAUUUUCAUUUGAAUUGAAAUAUGAUGACAAUGCACUGUAUUUAUUUGUGUUUACCAAUCCUGGUAGAUGGUAUUUUGGAAUAAAAGCCCCAUGCCUCAAGGGCAAGAAAAGAAA
Messenger RNA from Octopus bimaculoides (California two-spot octopus), 11060 nucleotides. RefSeq lists its product as uncharacterized. Gene Ontology annotation, molecular function: DNA-binding transcription activator activity, RNA polymerase II-specific; RNA polymerase II cis-regulatory region sequence-specific DNA binding. Lineage: Eukaryota; Metazoa; Mollusca; Cephalopoda; Octopoda; Octopodidae. The record is from RefSeq and is a predicted model, not a curated record. Gene Ontology annotation, cellular component: nucleus. Gene Ontology annotation, biological process: regulation of transcription by RNA polymerase II.